AUCCCCUGUGCGGCUUAGGGGAGAAGCGUUUCCGGGAGAGAAAGCACUUCCGGGUGACAGUCAGAGGUCAGGGUCAUCCGCUGGCUCCUUUCUCUGCUGCCCCUCCCUGGCCGUCCCUAACCGGCCCUGGAAAGAGAAGAGACCCCCCACCCCCCGCACAAACACACACACACAAUGUCGGCUCCAAGCGCAGAGGAACGCCGUACCUGCUGGGGGGCGAGAGAUGCAUUCUGGAGGUGCCUGGACGACAACCAGGAGGACAGAGAUCGGUGCGCACAGCUGCAGAAGCAGUUUGAGAGCAGCUGUCCUGCUCAGUGGGUGAAAUAUUUUCAUAAGCGGAGAGACUUUUUGAAGUAUAAGGAGAAGCUUCUGACGGACGGAUAUGAGCCCGUGGGCCAGUCGGCAGAAUCCUAGCCCAGCUAGCGGAGGAAGAGGAGGAGGAGGAGGAGGAAGAAGACAGACGCAUGGAUGACUCGUUGGUGAACUGCAGGGUGGGAUGACAGCUGUAUCCCCUCGGAACAGCUGGAUCUGUGUCUUUGUGCCCUUCAGAUUUUUCAUACAGUUUUGUGUGACGAGCAGGACUGGGCCUCCAAUGAUUUAAUCACUUUGCCCUCUCUAUUGCAGGACGGGGGUUAAAAAUCACCCCCCUUCUGUACUAAAAGGGUCCAAGUUAUGGAGAACCUAGGGGAGUCCCACACUGGUCUUGGGGGGGCCCCCGUGCAGGAAGUCUUACAGGGUACCCUAAGUCUCCAGUGUCUGAGAACUGGGAACACUUGCUCGUGCUCUGAAACGAGUAUUGUGCUCUCCUCGGGGAAUUCAGAUCCUUGAGGGCUAAGCCCCUGUUUCCAGUCACUUUCUGAAUUAUUUCACAUACAGUAGCACCAGGAAUCGAGCGCAGUGAGACUGUGCAAAGUAAAUGAGUAAUCUGCGACUAUUGUGCUCUACUGAUAAGAAAGCCUUCAUGGGCAAAGGUGAGGUUUGCUCCCGCCACAUUGCCAAAAACAAAGGCAAUCCUGCAAUAUGUAUAUUUGUGUAAUGCAAUAAACACAUAAAAUAGAUUUUGUUUUA
This is a messenger RNA of Lepisosteus oculatus (spotted gar), 1068 nucleotides long. It is a transcript of the gene coa6, whose product is annotated as cytochrome c oxidase assembly factor 6. The record is from RefSeq and is a predicted model, not a curated record. NCBI's taxonomy places the organism in Eukaryota, Metazoa, Chordata, Actinopteri, Semionotiformes, Lepisosteidae. Gene Ontology annotation, biological process: respiratory chain complex IV assembly; mitochondrial ATP synthesis coupled electron transport. Gene Ontology annotation, cellular component: respiratory chain complex IV; mitochondrion.